Messenger RNA from Cryptococcus amylolentus CBS 6039, 1940 nucleotides. RefSeq lists its product as hypothetical. Gene Ontology annotation, biological process: transmembrane transport. The transcript has 13 exons. The record is from RefSeq and is a predicted model, not a curated record. Gene Ontology annotation, molecular function: transmembrane transporter activity. The coding region runs from base 97 to 1683 and encodes 528 amino acids. Gene Ontology annotation, cellular component: membrane. NCBI's taxonomy places the organism in Eukaryota, Fungi, Basidiomycota, Tremellomycetes, Tremellales, Cryptococcaceae.
GAUGGAUUAUCCCACACCGACCACCAUCACCACAUCGCGUCGCCUCUCUUUGCCCCAAACUCUACCCCCCUCAGAGACCGAACGACCGCCGCACCAAUGUCUGGAGACAAAGCCCCCUCAGGAGUCUCUCAGGUCUCCUCCAAAAACCAAGAGAUUGGGAGCGAUGAGCAGCAGCAACCUGAACCUCAUGAGGAAGCAGGCUCUGGCGACCGUCUUGCUAGCCUCAGCCAAGCUCGAAAGAACAUGCUACUCUUCACCUUUUCCAUCGCCACUUUUGUUGACGUCUGCAACGUGGCGGGAACGGCGAUAGCUGUCGCACAGAUCGCAUCCGACAUACAUCUCGGGUCAUCGCAGGUUGUCUGGAUUAUCACAAGCUACAGUAUCUGCUUUGCCGCUUUCCUGCUGUUUGCUGGUCGCAUCAGUGAUAUCUUCCCGGCCUCUAUCGUGUUCGAAGGCGGAUUCUUUGUGCUCGGCGUAUUGAGUUUGGUGGUGUCGUUUGUCACGUCCAACAAAUAUGGCUUCCUGAUCCUUCGAGGUCUCGGUGGUAUAGCUGGGAGCAUGACCAUACCAUCGGCGUAUCAUCUUACUGUCCGCUUGUUUCCUGACCACAAAGAGCAACAGGCAAAGCUCGCCUUACUUGCCAUGACUGGGGCUAUAGGCAAUGUGCUUGGUCUUGUCCUUGCAGGUAUCUGUAUGCUAGCCAACUAUAAAUGGUUCUUCCGAGUGCUUGCCAUCAUUUGCUUGGUCUUUACUGCCAUUUGUUUCCUCUUGCUGCCCCUGACCGAUACUGUCAAGCAUCACAGCUACGGCAUCUCGACAUGGAAGAAACUCGACCUUGUCGGCGUCGGACUCUUGGCCGCUGCCCUCAUCUGUUUCAUAUUGUCGCUGACCCAAGGCCCAAUCGACGGGUGGGGGUCGGCUUCGUUCAUUGCCCCUUUCGUCCUCAGCUUUCCGAUUGCUAUCGCGUUCUUCUUUUGGGAGUCGCACAUCCCUCAGAAGACGGCAGUGCUUCCGAGCUCUGUUUGGAAGAUUUCCAACAUUGUCAUCAUGAGUCUGGCUCUCGGAAUUGCAUUUCCUUUCUGGUCAACAUCGCAAAUCAUGUACUCGACCUACUUCCAAGAAGUCACCCAUUGGACUCCGAUAAAAGUUGCGGCUUCUAUGCUACCUCAGGGUAUCACAGGCCUUAUUGUGGGCGGCGCAUCGCAAGCCAUCCCUCAGAUUAUCACCAAACCCAGGAUCACUCUGCCUCUGGGCAGUCUGCUCAUCAUCGGCGCCGAGAUACUCCAGAUAUUCUCCAACGGUGGACAUGGGCUAGACUACUGGAAGUUUUGUUUUCCGGCUUUCAUCCUAGGUAGUGCUGGGGCUAUCCUGUGCUACAUCUGCACAUCCGUCAAUCUCAUCACGUACUGCCCACCUGAGAUGGCCGGCGUAGCGGGCGCUUUGGUUCAAGUCGUCGCCCAGGUAGCCGCCGCUGUCACGCUCGCCGUCCAAGCAUCCUUUGAAGGCGAUGGCGUCCAGGACUGGAACAAGGCCGCCCGCAGAUCCUUUUAUUUCCAGAUUGCCUGGACUGCCGUGCUUUGUAUCCAGUUUGUGGUCUUCUUCAGAAAGCCGACUUCGCCGCAAGAGGCCCAUGAAGCUACGAGGAGGAGGAUCGCCGAGAGUGGCAAGGAUGUCGGUGUGUAGGCGUCCUGCUAACGAGGGCCCUCCUCGACUUGACAGAAGGCUGCUAGCGAACGACCCAUAUUUAAUAUCGUGCGAUAUACAUAGAGGCGAAUAUGUGUACCACCAUGCACCACCUCUCACGUAUGAAUGAAUGGGCCUGUUUCAUUCAGUGCUUUUCGCGAGUAUCGCACCACGUUAGAUGAGCUGCCGAGCGUCAUUAUGGGUGUGUACAACUAUGGGAUAAUGCCUAUCAAGAAAGACGAGAGAUUUAGGAUUCG